AUGACUGUCAGCGAACACCCGUCCACGUUGAUUUCUUCUGAGCAUCACAAUGACUCGAACAAUUCCAAGUUGGCCAAAAAUACUUGGAAAGUCACCGCCGCUCUCAAACGCGACGAUCGAGCGAACCGACUCAAGCCCUAUGCUCACUGGGGCUUGGCCGAACUCGCCCCCCCAUCAUCUCAAAAGAACAUUACGUCCCUUGUUCAUACUCGCCUUACUGACAGGGAGCGCUCUUUCCUUGCGAUCGAUGCGACCGAUCUUGCCCAGCGUCUGGCCAGUAGAGAUUCUUUGGCUCGAGCCCGGGAGCUAGACACGCAUAUAUCGGCGACUGGGAAGGUAGUUGGGCCGCUGCAUGGUGUGCCAGUGAGCAUCAAGGAUCAUAUUGCCGUUAAAGGAGAGGAUACUGCUACUGGCUUUGUUGCUUGGGCGGGACGCAAAAUUGCAGAAGAAGACGCAACUAUCGUUCAAAUUUUAAGGCAGGCCGGAGCUAUCAUCUAUGUCAAAACAACCAAUCCCCAGGCCUUAUUUGGUUUGCUCUCGAGACCCGGAGCAAUAUCUACGGUUCCACAAGUAAUCCUUAUAAUCGUGAACUUGGCUGCGGCGGAAGUAGCGGUGAUAUUGGAGGCUCUAUUAGGUAUGUUGGAGUUCACACCGUCCUGCUCAGACAUAUACUUAUACCCACUUAAUGACAUCAGAGUACCGUCAGCCUGGUGCGGGCUAUACGGGCUAAAACCCUCAAGUAAUAGGUUACCCGCUUCCGGCUUAUUGUCACCAUACCCAGGGUUCGAUAAUAUACAUGUGGUAAUAGGUCCGAUGGCACACUCUGCGAGGGAUCUUGAGCUAUUCUGUAGAACGAUUUCUGACUAUGAGCCAUGGAGUUUCGAUUUUGGUACCUUAUCUGUUCUUUGGAACUCAAGCGUCACCCAGCGCAAAGAAGGCGACAAGUUGGUGAUUGGAUUCUUCACCGAUGAUGGAGUAGUUGCGCCUCACCCACCUAUCAUUGAACGUCUACACAAGACCCGAGACGCGCUUAUUGCUGCAGGUCAUGAAGUUAUUGAUUGGGUACCAAUGGAUCACAUGCAAGCAUUUAAACUCAUUGCAGAACUAUUCUUCCUCGAUGGUGGAGAGGCUAUACGUGCCGUUUUAGCGGAAUCGGGUGAACCUGCAAUCCCACCUCUCGCCCGUCACUUACCAGAUUCGAAGGAGGCAGAUACACAUACCCUAGCUCAAUCUUGGGCAGCCAACGUCCAGCGCGACCAGUUCCGAGCACGUGCAUUGAAACACUGGAACGACACCGCACUGCAGUCUAAGAGUGGUCGACCAGUCGAUGCGAUCCUUUGCCCAGUAGCACCUACCCUUGCGCCUCCUUAUGACACUACGCGAUGGGCAGGGUAUACAACCUACUGGAAUCUGCUUGACCUUCCAUCAGUAGUCUUUCCAUCGGGAGAACCGUUUCGCGCAAGUACUUGGGAGUCGACAAAUAGUUCUCCAAGCGAUGAACCUCGAAACCCGAUUGAUGCGUUUGUGAAAGAACAGUGGGACCCUGAAGCAUUUGAUGGUGCACCUAUUGGCCUUCAGCUUGUGGGUCGUCGAUGGCAGGAGGAAAAACUACUGGCCAUGCUGAAAGACGUUGAAGACGCGGUGGUUAGAUUUGAAAAGUGA
Molecule: messenger RNA, 1662 nt
Organism: Rhizoctonia solani
Lineage: Eukaryota; Fungi; Basidiomycota; Agaricomycetes; Cantharellales; Ceratobasidiaceae
Product: amidase
Exons: 7
Coding region: 1-1662 (553 amino acids)
Source: RefSeq, a predicted model, not a curated record